UUCCUUCCAGUUUGGGUGUGAGCUGCGCGCGCGGCGCCCGAGUUCCUGCUCCAGCGCCCGCUUCCCCCGAUGCCGCCAACUCGCGCACCCCCGCGGUUCCCCUUCCGGGGGUGCGGACGGAGUGCCGCAGUGGGCCCCGGGGAGCACGCCGCCCGGCUCCUUCGGGUGCCGCGCUGCCUUCCCCCCAUUUUGCUGCAGCGGGAGCAGCCACAGCAUCCGCGCUGCGCGAGAGGGAUGUGCUCAGCCUGGCUGAGUCAGCAUCCCCGGCCCGCGCGCGCGCGCCUCCCCGCGCAGGUGCAGGCUGCCGGCCCGGGAUCCCCGCGCAGGGGACCCGCAGGUUUAGGGGGCGGCUGCCCCUCACCCCGAAGUGCCAGGUCUUAAGGCCGCUGUAAACUACGCUGAUGGUGCACGGGAUACCUGAGAUAGGAAUUCCUCAAAGGAACAAAUCGUGUGUCAAAGGAUCGCAGGCAUUUCCGAGCCCAAGACGGCGGAAACUUGGAUUCUGGUGCACCACAUCACAGCCCCAGGGCAAAUCGGAGCGCUCCGGAGCAAAGGCCGCGUUCUCCGCGUAGUCCUGCGGACUUUGGAAACCUUUCAGAAACCUCAGCCAUCUGGAACUCAAAGGCUCCUUUGGGGGCUGACUGCGGCUUCUAGAACAUCCAGGUGUUCCGCAUCUGUGAGAAUUUAUCCUGCAGUCACCAGAUCGAGUCCCAGACAGAUGCGACGCUUGUGAUGUGGCUUGGAUGGCCUUGAAUACAGAGGGGUCACUUGUUGAGUGGCCAGAAAGUGGUCACUGAUACUGAUGUCCGAUUGUCAAACCUAGCUGGUUGUCUUGUUAAGCUGCAGUGGGGAACAGCUCCGAUGGAGAGGCGAGCCAAGUUGGGGAUCGGCAGUUUCUUAACUCCCUUGAAUUAGAUUUCCAAAUGGAGCUCUCAUUUCUGUGGUUUCCACCAUACCUGUAGCCAUCGUCACUGUCACCACCACUGCCACCAGGAUGUCCUCGAAAUCGUCUCUCCAACUCCCCAGGGACUUCCUGCCUUGAAAGUGAGCAGAGAGUCUGGGAGAAGCCUCUGGCUGUGGUUCACCUUUGCUCCAGACAACCAGAAUCUUCCCCUUCCUACCAUGGGCUGGCUUUUCCUGAAAGUUUUGCUGGUGGGAGUGAGUUUCUCUGGAUUUCUUUAUCCUCUUGUGGAUUUUUGCACCAGGGAGAAGGCAGCAGACCAGAGACCAAAUUUUGUGAUCAUUUUGGCUGAUGAUAUGGGAUGGGGGGACCUAGGAGCAAACUGGGCAGAAACCAAGGACACUGCCAACCUUGAUAAGAUGGCUGCAGAAGGAAUGAGGUUCGUGGACUUCCACGCGGCUGCGUCCACCUGCUCGCCCUCCCGGGCUUCCCUGCUCACCGGCCGGCUGGGCCUUCGCAAUGGAGUCACACGCAACUUCGCCGUCACCUCUCUGGGCGGCCUUCCGCUCAACGAAACCACCUUGGCGGAGGUGCUGCAGCAGGCCGGCUAUGUGACCGGCAUGAUAGGCAAAUGGCAUCUCGGGCACCACGGCUCUUAUCACCCCAACUUCCGCGGUUUUGAUUACUACUUUGGGAUCCCGUAUAGCCAUGACAUGGGCUGUACUGACACCCCGGGCUACAACCACCCUCCCUGCCCGGCGUGUCCACCAGGGGGUGGCCCGCUGAGGCACUCUCUGCACCCCGUGCGAAGCAGGAAACAUGAGAGGGCCUGUUACAUGGACGUGGCCCUUCCUCUCUACGAAAACCUCCACAUCGUGGAACAGCCCGUGAACCUGAGUAGCCUUGCACAGAAGUAUGCUAAGAAAGCAGCCCAGUUCAUCCAACAGGCAAGUGCCAGCAGAAGACCCUUCCUACUCUACGUGGCCCUGGCCCACAUGCACGUCCCCAUAUCUGCGACCCAGCUAUUGGCAAAUGCAGGAGGCCAAAGGCCAUACCAAGCAGGCCUCCGGGAGAUGGACAAUCUGGUGGGUCAGAUCAAGGACAAAGUUGAACACACAGCAGCAAAAGAUCGCACAUUCUUCUGGUUUACAGGAGACAAUGGCCCGUGGUCUCAGAAGUGUGAGCUGGCAGGCAGCACGGGUCCUUUCGGCGGAUUGUGGCAGACCCGUCAAGGCGGAAGUCCAGCCAAGCAGACCACGUGGGAAGGAGGGCAUCGGGUCCCAGCACUGGCUUACUGGCCCGGCCGAGUCCCAGCCAAUGUCACGAGCACUGCCUUGUUAAGUGUGCUGGAUAUCUUCCCCACUGUAGUGGCCCUGGCCGGAGCCAGCUUGCCCCAAGAUCGGCACUUCGAUGGGUUGGAUGUCUCCAGUGUGCUCUUGGACAAGUCGCAGAAGGGACAUAGGGUGCUGUUCCACCCCAACAGCGGGGCGGCUGGGCAGUACGGAGCCCUGCAGGCCGUCCGCCUGGAGCAGUACAAGGCCUUCUUCAUCACCGGUGGAGCCGAAGCCUGUGACGGGAGCCUCGGGCCAGAGCAGCAGCACGAUCCCCCGCUCAUCUUCAACCUGGAAACGGAUGUCGCGGAAGGCGUGCCCCUCCAGCGGAGCAGUGCUGAGUACCAGGCCGUGCUGCCCCGGGUCAGAAAGGCUCUUGCAGACGUCCUGUGGGACGUUGCCAAUGACAACGUCUCCGGAGCGGAUUACCGUCAGGAUCCUUCAGCAGCUCCCUGCUGCAAUCCCAACCACAUUGCCUGCCGCUGCCUAACAGCAUAACGGCCAAUCUUGCUACGAGGAGGACUGUCUGGGAGUCAGGUGAAUUUUGUUUGGAGCUCAUUACUUUCUAUACUGUCCCUUCUUCAAGCCACUUUGGAGACCAGUGAUCACGGUGUAAUGGACCGCAUACAGGUGGGCAUCAGGCACAGGUUCGGGCCCCUGAUUUUGAACUUGGGCAAUGAUUUAAUCUCACUUGCAGGUUGACUUUGAAGGUCAAGUAAGGUGACACAGGAAAAUGCGUUGCGCAGAUUUGAACACAUUUUAGUUUCCUAGUGAUAUUUUUUGUAUUCCUAGUUUCACUGGUCAUUCCAACCAGUACGUAGAGCAGAACUUCUCCAUCUUGACUCUAUGUGCAAAUCACCUGGGCUCUGUGGAAAGUGUAGAUUCUGGCUCAGUGAGCUCGGGAAGGGCCCAAGAGCCCACCUUUCUAGGAGGUUCCCAUGGGCUGCCUGAAGCAGCCACAAAGUUAGGUCUCUUUCCAGGCCUCAGAGCAGAACCCAUGGAAAAGUUCCCUGUUUCCCUUUUUAGGUCAGAUGAGUGGGGUUUUAUUUGUUCUGUGGUACUGGGAUUGGGAGCUAUGUUCCCGGUCUCUCUCUAUUUCUUAUUUUGAGACAGCUUUCUGCCUCAGCUUCCCAGAGCAUCACAGCCGUGCACCACCCGGCCCCCCUUCAAAUGAGUGUACUGUGAAGAUUUUAGGAGCCCUUCCUGCCCCGCUAAAAUCUCCAAGAUAUGAAAUGAAGCUUAAGAAACUAAAAAAUGCAUUGCCAUAUUUUAUUAGUGUCCUAAAUGGGACUCAAAGGUAAUAAAUGAUGUAUUCCAAUCACUGCAAAAA
This is a messenger RNA of Chinchilla lanigera (long-tailed chinchilla), 3562 nucleotides long. RefSeq names its product arylsulfatase G (gene Arsg). The record is from RefSeq and is a predicted model, not a curated record. The coding region runs from base 1123 to 2730 and encodes 535 amino acids. Lineage: Eukaryota; Metazoa; Chordata; Mammalia; Rodentia; Chinchillidae. Gene Ontology annotation, molecular function: arylsulfatase activity. The transcript is spliced from 13 exons.